UGACUGUAUCUUAGAAUAAGCUGUAAAACAUUCCAUUACAGGAAUUUAUUAGAUUGUGUGACUAAGUAAUUGUGUAACGGCGCUAUAGAAAAACUUGGUUGCGUAUAUUCUACAGAUGUUUUACAGUUUUCAGGAUGGCGGCAAUUAUGGCACUAUACCGUACAGUAUUACUGGAACGCCCAAACGUGUUAUUUAUUGUGUACAUGGGAAACCUAGUGCUGGAUGCUGCAGGGUCUUGGAAGGAGAAAUAUCAGAGUCGGGAGAAUUAAACGCUAUAUCUCAUGCCAGGGAAAACUCAGAUACAACAAAUUUAGUCAACAAACAUUGCCACCAAGUCAGAUCAGAAAAGGUGGAUAAAAGGGCGCGGCGAAAAUUAAUAGUGGCCAGUGUGCUCUGUGUGAUAUUUAUGAUAGGUGAAGCUUUAGGUGGUUAUAUAUCAAGCAGUCUAGCAAUAGCAACAGAUGCAGCUCAUUUACUGACAGAUUUUGCAAGUUUUAUGAUAUCACUGUUUUCGCUAUGGGUCGCCACAAGACCGGCUACAAAGAAGAUGUCGUUUGGGUGGUAUAGGGCCGAAGUAAUCGGAGCUUUAACAUCGGUGCUUAUGAUAUGGGUAGUCACUGGAGUUUUGGUUUACCUUGCCGUUGAAAGAUUAAUAGAGAAAAAUUUUGAUAUUGAUGCCAAAGUAAUGUUAAUAACCUCUGGAAUUGGUGUAAUAGUGAAUAUAAUUAUGGGUCUUACUUUGCAUCAACACGGUCACUCACAUGGAGGACAUGCCGGACAUAGUCAUAAUGAAAACAUAAACGUUCGCGCAGCAUUUAUACAUGUGUUGGGAGAUUUCCUUCAAAGUUUUGGAGUAUUCGUAGCAGCUCUAGUCAUCUAUUUUAAGCCGGAUUGGGACAUUAUUGAUCCAAUUUGCACAUUUCUAUUUUCAAUAUUAGUAUUGUUGACAACAUUUACAAUUAUUAAAGAUACUUUGUUAGUUUUAAUGGAAGGAAUGCCAAAAGGGAUCGAUUUUAAUGAAGUAAUGAGCAUAAUUCUGAAUAUUGAAGGCGUGGAAAGAGUUCAUAACUUGAGGAUAUGGGCGUUAAGUUUAGAUAAAAUCGCUUUGUCGUCGCAUAUCGCAAUAAGGCCAGGAGUCAAUCCGCAAAGUAUUUUAAUGGUGGCAACAAAAUGUAUUCACGACAAAUACAAUUUUUUCGAAAUGACUCUGCAAAUAGAGGAAUUCCAGGAGAUAAUGGAAAAUUGCCAUCAAUGUCGAGGACCUGCACAAUAGAGGCAGCUUGUUUUUUGUGUACAUAUAGUAUCAAAAUGCGCAUUUUAAGUGAUAAUGAAGCAAGACGAAGGAGAUGAAGCGACAGAAUACUUUAAGAAAACUGUUAAUUAUAUAUAUUUGAAGUU
This is a messenger RNA of Photinus pyralis (common eastern firefly), 1398 nucleotides long. Its product is annotated as zinc transporter 2-like. Gene Ontology annotation, biological process: zinc ion transmembrane transport; response to zinc ion. Gene Ontology annotation, molecular function: zinc ion transmembrane transporter activity. Gene Ontology annotation, cellular component: plasma membrane. Bases 116 to 1273 code for a protein of 385 amino acids. Lineage: Eukaryota; Metazoa; Arthropoda; Insecta; Coleoptera; Lampyridae. The record is from RefSeq and is a predicted model, not a curated record. The transcript has 6 exons.